AGACAACACUCUAAAAGUCGGAGCCUUUCGCUAGGGCAUGCCAGGAGCACAAUUGCGGACCUUGCAGGCAUGGAGUUUUCCACCGACAGGUUGCCCGAUUCAGGGAACUUCUCAAUUGGGCGCAAGGCAUGUUGCCAGCUGGUCUUGCCAGAGUCCUAUGCCUAUGUCAGCGGGGAACACUGUCGCUUGAAGUGUGUUGACAGUGCUGGAAGUUCGCUCCUGCUUGAAGAUCUUAGUGGGAAUGGGACUUUCAUAAAUGGAAAGAAGGUUGGGAGGGGAAAGACCCAACACAUAAGCAUUGGCGAUGAGAUCUCUUUGGCAAAGCCGACCCGGAAGGGUGGAGCCAUCAAAUUUCAUGUCGAGGCCAGUGAUGGGCUCACUCCAUCGGCGCCCACUUUGCCUGGCGCUCCUCCUUGUGUUUGGUUCUGAGAGGCUGAGAGGUCAGAACCACGCCACCUGCCACCCCUGCCCCUGCUUCGCUGGCCGCCGCUAUGGCGCGGGAUGCGAAGCAACGCCAGGAAGAUUGCCACAUCCUGGAGCAGCGAAUUAAUUCGGAGAAGGGCCGCUGCUCACGGCUGGAGGAGGAACUGAAGGAGGCCCAACGUCGUUUGCAGGAGCAGCAGGCAGAUGUGCAGAGAGCAACCCGACAGCGAGAGGUCCAAAGAGACUGCGAGGAGCUACGGGAAAGCCUAAGACGCGUGGCAGCAGAGUGCGAGCCGCUGGAGCGCGCUCAGCUGGCAGCAGCCGAGGCUGCCAAGCACGAUCGCCGUGAGUGUGCGCGGCUGCGGGCGGAGUUGCAGGAGGAGCAGCGCUGUGCCGAGCAUGCUGAGCAGGAGAAUCUACGGCUCCGAAGCGAGGUGCAGGAAGCCUCGGGUCGAACACUGGCCCUGGAAGCAGAGGUGAAACGAGAGGCAGAUUUCAAUGCAUCCCUGGAGGAGCAAGCAGCCGCUGCAUGCAAGGAGUGGUGCCUGUCAAGAGAAGCUGUGUCAGUGGCCAGGAGAAGGCUUGAGGAUCGCGGUGCAGCGCUGACAACGCUGCGUACUGCCAUGCGACAGUACCACCAGAAGGUCAGCGACCGACUGGCAGCCUUGGACCGUUGCUUGCAACCGGCAGUGCCCUCUGAAUCGCCGAGCCAGACGUUGGAGCGACGAAAAGAACGUGCAGUUGAUGGAGGUGCAGCCAAUGUGGGAAGCAUGGAAGACGAAACGCCCACACAGGACGCAGACGCUGCAGCUGGGGCAGCUGUGGCGAACGCUGAAAUCGCACCCGGUCUUAAUGGUGGAGAGACUCCGGAGGCAAAGCGCCUGAGAAGGUAAGCAGCGGGAAUGAGCUGGACUCCUUUCGGAUGAUGAAGGAGUUGCGACAAACGUUUUUGUAUAUCGUGUCAUUCCCGCGCCGUGUGCACGGCUUUGAGGUUCAGCAGGCGUGAUUCCUGCUGUUCUCUGACCUAGGUCCCAAGGGAGACAUUGACUUAACAGCCCAAUAUUUCUGACAGGCAGACUGCAUUGAACUAGUUUAGCGAAUGAUUUCUUUGUUUCUCAGUUUAUUAGUUUGUUUACCACUUCACAUUGAGCUUGAAUGAAGCUCUGAAUGUUAGCUGCGCCCCUC
Messenger RNA from Durusdinium trenchii, 1608 nucleotides. The record is from the annotation of a GenBank genome assembly. Lineage: Eukaryota; Dinophyceae; Suessiales; Symbiodiniaceae.